Molecule: messenger RNA, 312 nt
Organism: Aplosporella prunicola CBS 121167
Lineage: Eukaryota; Fungi; Ascomycota; Dothideomycetes; Botryosphaeriales; Aplosporellaceae
Exons: 2
Coding region: 1-312 (103 amino acids)
Source: RefSeq, a predicted model, not a curated record
AUGGACAAGGUGACGGGGCGGGAGAAGGAGGAGGAGGCGCGCUGGCAGCGCCAGCAGGAGGAGAAGAACAAAUCCGUCUUUCAGAAGUGGUCGGAUCGGCUGAACGAGGCGGCGGGCGGGGGGCCCGAGGCGGAGAAGACGGAGGAUUUGCUGGAUAAGGCAAUCGACGCCUACCAAGAGCACGUCAUGCACGAAGGGCCGCAGGACAACGAGUCGGCCAUCGAGCAGGCCAAGGACGAGUUCAUCUCGGACUAUAUCCGCCGCAUGUACAAGGCCAAGACGGGGCACGAGUUUCCAAUUCAUGAUAAAUGA